This is a messenger RNA of Otolemur garnettii (small-eared galago), 252 nucleotides long. RefSeq names its product ubiquitin-like protein 5. Gene Ontology annotation, biological process: protein modification process; mRNA splicing, via spliceosome. Gene Ontology annotation, molecular function: protein tag activity; protein binding. Lineage: Eukaryota; Metazoa; Chordata; Mammalia; Primates; Galagidae. The coding region runs from base 1 to 219 and encodes 72 amino acids. The transcript has a single exon. The record is from RefSeq and is a predicted model, not a curated record. Gene Ontology annotation, cellular component: cytoplasm; nucleus.
AUGAUCACGGUUGUUUGCAACGACCAUCUGAGGAAGAAGGUGUGUAUUAAAUUCAACACCAAUGACACCAGUGGGGACCUUAAGAAGCUGAUUGCAGCCCAAACUGGCACCCAGUGGAACAAGAUUGUCCUUAAGAAGUGGAACACGAUUGUUAAGGACCACUUGUUUCUAGGGGACUAUGAAAUCCAUGAUGGGAUGAACUUGGAGCUUUAUUACUAACAGAGCAGACUUCCUGCCCCCACUCUAACUUUC